UGUGCGCUGUAUGUCAGUGAGUCGCUGUGCGGCGGUGUACGCCGGAGGUCUCCAUGUGGUGGUGUGGCGGGUCGGAGGUCACAAUCAGCUAGCGGCCAUAGUGGAGGUUCCUCAGACCUUCUUCAACCGGACUGUGGGUCUCAUGGGUCACUGGAGCGCCAACCGCUCUGAUGAUUUCCUGAUGUCUGACGGCAGGCGCCUCCCAUCAACGGAUCUCAACCCCCCCUCCAAGGAGAGACUGCACGACUUCUGCUUGUCCUGGGCGGUUCCGGUUCCAGAGAGCCUGUUGUUCUCUCCACCUCCUCUGGUUCCACUGGACCCUGCUGUCUCUGAGAACCUGCUGGAAAGCGCCAGUCCUGCUAAGUUGGAGGAGCUGAGGAGAGACUGUAAAGGCAGCAUGCAGUGCGUGGAGGAUACCCUCACGACCGGCAGCUCCGACCUCGGCCUGCAGACUCUGGAUGCCAGGAAGCAAUAUCAGAAUCUGGCUCUGAUCUACGGUAACAUGCCUCCCAUAGUGACAGAGCCCACAAUGAUCCACGUGAAGGUCAACUCUACUGUCAACGCUCAGAUUGUCGCUCAGGACCCAAACGGAGACCCCAUCACCUACUCACUGCUCUUCCCCAGACCUGCACGGACCUCCAUAGGCAACGGUGACGGUUUCCUCACAUGGACGCCCCAGACUCCGCAGCCUGUGCAGCUGACCAUCAGAGUCAGUGACGGGCUAACCAGCUCCCUGUUCACCCCCAUCCUGCGCGUCUGCAACUGCCUCAACGGGGGGACCUGCCAGUACGACAGCAUCAUUGAGAACCACCAGCGGGGAAUGUUCCAGGUGGUGGGGUGCCUGUGCCCAAAGGGAUUCAGUGGACAGUUCUGUGAUAAGGCUGCAGAUGCAUGUCGAGGCGAACCGUGUUUCCGAGGGGUGAAGUGUCAGUCGGAGCCGGAGCCUGGCGAGUUCACCUGUGGAGAGUGUCCCAAAAACACCGUCUCAGGGGGGAAGCAGGGAUACAAGUGUUUUAAGCAUGAUAUGUGCAGCCCUCCUUUCACCUUCCCCUGCCACAAAGAUGCCAAAUGCAUCAGCACGAAGCAGAACUUCACCUGCACGUGCAAGUCCGGUUUUACAGGAGACGGACGCAACUGCACAGAUAUAGACGAGUGUGCAGAGCUCACAACAUGUCCCAAUGCUAAGUUUGAGUGUAAGAACAAGCCCGGCUCUGUGGACUGCUUCUGCAGAUACCAGAAGACCAAGGACACUGAUGGAUGUGGUGACUCUGCCAAUCCUCCAGGGUUCAAUGUGUUCAACGUAACUGUGGGCUGGUCGAAGAACAAAAAUGAUCUCAAACAGCUGGUGGACAUUCUGUCGAUGGGUUUCAAGAACAAAUUCUACAACGCCAGCAAGAAGACUCGAGUGCAGGGCUCGAGUCCUGGCGUGGCCGAGUACCGUAUCAACGUGUCCAGUGACACGCCCCACUGGUACAUCAGAGACUACCUGGCCAGAGCCAGCAAACAGUAUAACAUCAGAACCGUAGAAGUUGACGAUCUGGAAGAGUGUAAGGCCAAGGAGGCGGUGUGCGUCUAUCCGGCCCUCUGUACCAACACGUACGGAGGCUACAGGUGUGUUUGCAACGGCACGACGGAUGUGGAUGAGACCCAGUCCUGUGUGUUAGACAGAGACAAAACGAAUGAAAAAGAACUGGACCUCGUUCUGGCCCUGGUCCUGGGAAUCGGCAUCCCUCUGCUCCUGCUGCUGCUCCUGGCUGCACUGGGCUGUUUCUGCUGCUGCAAGAAGACUGCUACUGGAGACCUCCCCCACACCAUGCCAGAUUACAUCCAGGAGCAGUACAACCCUCCACCCUUCAACUACUCCGACCCCGCCCUGCACUACAUUACCCACAGCAGCCCACGGAUCCUGGACAACUUCACACCCCGGCAACGCUACAGAUAGCACAUAUUUAAACCACAUGCAUGCAUCAGUGCAAAUUAAAGGCACUAAAAAGACGGAAAUGCUCAGGCUUACAAACGCCGCACAAGCACUUUUGGAGCCACUGUAUAUGUUUUAUAAAGACAAGAUAAAUGACUGUUAUUUAUAGGUAACAAACAAGUAAUUAAAGCUGAGUGACUUUUAAAGUCAAUUAUUUCCAAUCCCCUCCGCUGAGCGAUGGACCUGCCAAGUUUGAGCUGGAAGUUUUUUUGCCAGGACAACAGUUUACAGUCAGUCUGACCCAGCAGAACUCAACAAUCUCUUGGCUGGAGACGGUGAUGAAAAGUAAACCACUGCAGUGGUCUUUAGUUUCCAGCUGAUACUAGGCCAACAGUCUCCUUGAUAGGAACAUUAGCAUCUGCCAGAUGCCUGCCUGGCGUCAGGCUCCUGCCCUCUGUUCACAAUUAUAUUCAGCAUUCAGUUUGUUAUGGUUCUAGUCCAAAAUGUACAGUAAUGCAUCCAUAUGUUUAUCACUCAUAAUCACCAAAUCACCAAAACAAAGCUGAUUUAAUUUAUGUUAUUGUUUUUUUUUACAAUCCAUUUUUAAAAAGUAGGUGUUUUUUUAAAAAGCCCACUUUGGGAUUACACUUUAAAUUAUUGUUCAUUGCUGGAUUGUGUCCCAGUUAAUUAAAUACAGCAGAGUAAUUCAGUGUUUCAACUGGCAGCUGUCUUUUGUAAAGCUGGACUGUCACUGCAAGUUAAAAAGCAAUGUGUAAAUAUAAUGUAAAUCAUUAAAAGUGCCACUUUAGCUUCA
Centropristis striata (black sea bass) is the source of this 2732-nucleotide messenger RNA. Its product is annotated as mucin-like protein. Bases 11 to 1942 code for a protein of 643 amino acids. NCBI's taxonomy places the organism in Eukaryota, Metazoa, Chordata, Actinopteri, Perciformes, Serranidae. The record is from RefSeq and is a predicted model, not a curated record. Gene Ontology annotation, molecular function: calcium ion binding. The transcript is spliced from 13 exons.